GUUGCGUUUUUGUUUCUGUUGAGUUGUUUUGAGUCCUUAGCAUCUGUCUUGGUAGUGAGAUGGCUAGAGGUGCUAGAGGUCGUGGUAGGCCCCGUGGUAGAGGUCGUGGUCGUGUACCAGCGGUGGCUGAGAGUGUAGCGCAAAGUGCUACGGUUGAGCGGGUCGCAUAUUCGCAUGUGUAUCAGGAGGGGCGGGAGAGUGAGGCUGGUUUGAGUGCCGGUGUGGCAGGAAUUCCAGCGGGUACUGCGGGUAUUGCAGCGGGUGUUGCUCGGGCCCAAGAUGAUCGCAUAGCGAAUUUGUUGACUCUGCUGUUGGAGCGGUUACCAGAGAGGGUACCAGUUCAGGCUCCUGUUGUGCCACCAGUGGUCGAGGUGCAGCCUAGAGUUGAGGUUGCGGAGGAGCUUCCAUCCUACAUAAGGUUGAUGGAGCAAUUGCGGAGGAUUGGCACUGAAUUCUUCCGAGGAGGUGCCAACCCUGAGGAUGCUGAUGCGUGUAGGACUCGCAUGGAGCAGAACUUUCAAUCGAUUAGGUGUCCAGAGAGAUACCGAGUUGACUUGGCAGUUCAUUACCUGGAGGGUGAUGCACAUCUUUGGUGGAGGGGUGUUGCCGCCAUGAAGGAAGAAACUUGGGAACCAGAGACGCGGAUGAAAGCAAGAUUCAAGAAGUGGUUUGAGAAACAAGCAGAGGCUUGAGCUUUUCAUCGUUGGUUUCCAGUUUCGAAGCUUGAAUUGUAUGCUUGUUGUUCAUUUUGUAUUUCGUUUCGGGGUUGUAGACGAUUAAUACAUGAUGAUUUUCCAUGAGAUGAGUAUUUCUUAUGGAUUAUGACAUGAGAUGUCAUGUGUUCUUGAUUGACAAUGUGAUAAUGAAAAGAAGUUUAUGAG
Molecule: messenger RNA, 881 nt
Organism: Arabidopsis arenosa
Lineage: Eukaryota; Viridiplantae; Streptophyta; Magnoliopsida; Brassicales; Brassicaceae
Source: the annotation of a GenBank genome assembly